Elgaria multicarinata webbii is the source of this 1053-nucleotide messenger RNA. RefSeq names its product olfactory receptor 2AP1-like. The transcript is spliced from 3 exons. Gene Ontology annotation, cellular component: membrane. Bases 1 to 1053 code for a protein of 350 amino acids. Gene Ontology annotation, molecular function: olfactory receptor activity; G protein-coupled receptor activity; odorant binding. Gene Ontology annotation, biological process: G protein-coupled receptor signaling pathway. The record is from RefSeq and is a predicted model, not a curated record. NCBI's taxonomy places the organism in Eukaryota, Metazoa, Chordata, Lepidosauria, Squamata, Anguidae.
AUGUCGGAUAAAGUCAAAACCUGCAUAGUUGUGUGGAACAAGUUGCUGCAUAAUGUGCUCACUUCCCAUCAGAUCAUACAUCAACAGAUGCAGCUUGUGAAAAACCAGGAAUUGCAAAACAGAACAAGUAUCACAGACUUCAUCCUCCUAGGGUUUGGGAAUAUUGAGGACUUGGACAAUCUCCUCUUCUUUUUAUUCCUAGUCAUCUAUAUCGUGACUGUGUUUGGAAAUCUCCUAAUUGUUGCACUUGUGGUGGCUGAGCAACAUCUCCACACACCCAUGUACUUCUUUCUGGCAAAUCUGGCCUUCUUGGAAAUAUGCUACACCUCAACUAUAUUGCCCAGAAUGCUGGUCAGUUUUCUUACAAGGGACAAAGCCAUUUCUCUUUGGGGCUGCAUUGUGCAGAUGCAUUUCUUUUCGACUUUAGCAGCUACAGAAUGUUACCUGUUGGCAGUGAUGUCAUAUGACCGCUACCUAGCCAUAUGCAGACCAUUGCAUUAUGUCACACUUAUGAAUAACAGAACAUGUAUCGUGCUGGUUUCAAUAUCAUGGGUAACUGGAUUACUACUUAUAACCAUCUUAACAUGCCUGUUGGUGCAACUCACUUUUUGCAGCCAAGAUGCAAUCGAUCAUUUCUUUUGUGAUUUCACACCACUUGUAAGAGUUUCUUGCAGUGACACCUGGGUUAUUGAAACGACAGCUUUCAUUACCUCAUCCAUCGGAAUUCUGCCUACAUUCCUUGUAACUGUAACAUCUUAUGCUUUUAUCAUCAGCACCAUCCUGAAAAUCCCAUCCUUGACUGGGAGGCAAAAGGCAUUUUCCACUUGUUCUUCUCACCUGACCGUAGUUUCCAUUUUCUAUGUAUCCUUAAUGUUUGUCUACAUCUUACCAACAACUGGUAAUUUCAAAGAUCUAAAUAAGAUCUUCUCUUUUUUGUACACAGUCAUAACUCCUAUAGCCAAUCCCUUCAUAUACAGCCUAAGAAACAAAGACGUAAAAGUUAUACUUAGAAAAGCCUUAUGCCAAUUGUUGGAUUUUUCUGGGAUUCAUUGA